Molecule: messenger RNA, 312 nt
Organism: Penicillium verhagenii
Lineage: Eukaryota; Fungi; Ascomycota; Eurotiomycetes; Eurotiales; Aspergillaceae
Exons: 2
Coding region: 1-312 (103 amino acids)
Source: RefSeq, a predicted model, not a curated record
AUGACCGAAGCCCAGGCCCACCAGGAAAUCGACAAUGCCAUGAGCCAUGCCAUGCGGACAUACAUACUACAAAUAGCAGUCUCCAGGGGAGCGCUGCCCGCCCGAUCCCGCGUCGGUCAGUCGGGUGGCCAGCACCGGAGGACCCGCCAACACCAGAGGACCCAGGGUAGUCAUGCAAGUGGCGAAGGCCAUAGCCAGGGCCAGUGUGUAGAUGCUGGCGCGUCUGGCCAAAACGGCGAAACUGUCCAGGGAGCCAUCGAGGGCGACGUCAAGCAAGAGCCUGAGCCGAACCCGGAUGCCAUGGAAUUAUGA